Molecule: messenger RNA, 4907 nt
Organism: Alexandromys fortis (reed vole)
Lineage: Eukaryota; Metazoa; Chordata; Mammalia; Rodentia; Cricetidae
Gene: Col28a1
Product: collagen type XXVIII alpha 1 chain
Exons: 35
Coding region: 173-3577 (1134 amino acids)
Biological process (GO): extracellular matrix organization
Molecular function (GO): serine-type endopeptidase inhibitor activity; extracellular matrix structural constituent conferring tensile strength
Source: RefSeq, a predicted model, not a curated record
UUCCCAGACAACAGAACGAUAUCAAAGAGUUAACCACAUCCCUGAAAACAGUCGUUGCUGCUUCCAUCUGCCGCUCUGGUUUCUGUGGGCAUCCACCACAUUGGUCUCUCUUUCCUGUUUGACAGACUGCCUAAGGUGUUACCAGUUGAAUGAAUUUUCACCAUCUCCCAUAAUGAGGAAGAGAGACGCUGCCUUCUGCCUUCUGCUUUUGCCAGUUUUUAUGACUCAAGCAGUGUAUGGACAAAGAAAGAAAGCACCAAAGCCAAACACACUGGCAAAGAAAAAUGACUUCCGGGACACCGUUUGCUACAUAGACGUUGUCUUUAUCUUGGACAGCUCAGAAAGCUCUAAAAUUGUCCUCUUUGAUAAUCAGAAAGCUUUUGUGGACAGCUUGAGCGAGAGGCUUUUCCAGUUGACUCCUGGUCGUUCACUGAAAUACGACAUCAAACUGGCAGCCCUUCAGUUCAGCAGCUCCAUCCAGAUUGACCCACCCUUGUCUUCUUGGAAGGAUCUACGCACAUUUAAGCAGCGGGUCAAAUCUUUGAGUUUAAUUGGGCAAGGUACCUUCUCUUACUAUGCCAUUUCCAAUGCCACAAAGCUACUAAAGAGAGAAGGGCGUAAAGAUGGCGUAAAAGUGGCUUUGCUGAUGACUGACGGCAUUGAUCAUCCCAAGAGUCCAGAUGUCCAAAGCAUUUCUGAAGAUGCUAGAAUUUCAGGAAUAUCAUUUAUCACUGUGGGACUUUCCACUGUGGUCAAUGAAGCCAAACUUCGCUUGAUAUCUGGGGACACAUCCAGUGAACCGGUGCUACUACUGAGUGAUCCAACCCUUGUAGACAAAAUCCAGGAAUGCCUGGAUGUCUUAUUUGAAAGGAAGUGUGAACCCAAGAUCUGUGGAUGUGAGAAGGGCGACCCAGGCGACCCAGGGCCUCCUGGUACACAUGGAAACCCUGGUAUCAAAGGUGAGCGAGGACCAAAAGGAAAUCCGGGUGAUGCUCAGAAAGGAGAAACAGGAGAAAGAGGUCCUGGGGGAAUUCCUGGCUACAAGGGUGACAAGGGUGAACGAGGAGAAUGUGGUAAACCAGGAAUGAAAGGUGACAAAGGACUUCCGGGGCCUUACGGACCAAAGGGACCCAGAGGAAUUCAGGGCAUUGGUGGACCUCCAGGUGAUCCAGGCCCAAAGGGAUUUCAAGGAAAUAAGGGUGAGCCAGGUCCUCCUGGUCCUUAUGGUCCCCCAGGAGCCCCUGGUAUUGGACAGCAAGGUGUUAAGGGAGAAAGGGGCCAGGAAGGAAGAACAGGAGCCCCGGGACCGAUUGGAGUUGGUGAACCUGGACAGCCUGGUCCUCGGGGUCCUGAGGGAACACCAGGAGAGAGAGGCCCACCAGGAGAAGGGUUUCCAGGACCAAAGGGUGAAAAGGGUUCUGAAGGACCAAUUGGCCCACAAGGAUUGCAAGGCCUGUCAAUCAAAGGAGAUAAGGGGGAUUUGGGACCUGUGGGUCCCCAGGGACCAAUGGGUGUUCCUGGUAUCGGAAGUCCAGGAGAACAGGGGAUUCAAGGUCCAAUUGGUCCACCUGGUCCACAAGGACCCCCGGGACAAGGCUCACCUGGUUCCAAGGGAGAAAUAGGCCAGAUGGGACCCACAGGCCCUAGAGGACCAAUGGGAGUUGGAGUACAGGGUCCAAAGGGGGAGCCGGGUGCGGUGGGGCUCCCGGGACAACCUGGGGUCCCAGGAGAAGACGGAGCCUCUGGAAAGAAGGGAGAAGCUGGACUUCCAGGAACAAGGGGCCCAGAAGGAAUGCCUGGGAAAGGACAGCCAGGCCCCAAGGGCGAUGAAGGAAAGAAAGGGAGCAAAGGAAAUCAAGGACAGAGGGGGUUUCCAGGACCCGAGGGGCCAAAGGGAGAACCGGGCAUUAUGGGCCCGUUUGGAAUGCCCGGAAUAUCCGUUCCUGGACCAGCUGGGCCUAAGGGGGAUCGAGGAGGACCUGGGAUGCCUGGUCUUAAAGGAGAACCUGGACUUCCUGUUAGAGGACCAAAGGGUGCUCAGGGUCCUCGAGGACCAGUGGGUGCUCCCGGACUCAAAGGCGAUGGCUAUCCUGGCGUGGCUGGACCUCGAGGAAUGCCAGGACCCCCUGGACCAAUGGGUUUACGUGGUGUGGGAGACACUGGAGCAAAGGGAGAACAAGGGGUCAGAGGCCCUCCAGGUCCUUCUGGGCCUCGGGGCAUUGGAACCCAAGGGCCGAAGGGUGACACUGGGCAGAAAGGCCUGCCUGGCCCUCCUGGUCCCCCUGGUCAUGGAUCACAAGGAAUUAAAGGGGAGCAAGGACCUCAAGGUUUUCCAGGGCCAAAGGGUACAGUGGGCCAUGGCCUUCCUGGCCAGAAGGGAGAUCAUGGAGAACGAGGUGAUGUGGGAAAGAAAGGUGAAAAAGGAGAAAUUGGAGAACCCGGAUCACCAGGAAAACAGGGUUUACAAGGACCAAAAGGAGACCCGGGACUUACGAAAGAAGAAAUUAUCAAACUUAUUAUUGAAAUAUGUGGUUGUGGGCCCAAAUGCGAAGAGACUCCACUGGAGUUGGUGUUUGUGAUUGACAGUUCAGAAAGUGUGGGGCCAGAGAACUUUCAGAUCAUCCAAAAUUUUGUGAAGACCCUGGCUGACCGGGUAGCCCUGGACCUUGCCACAGCCCGGAUAGGCAUCAUCAACUACAGCCACAAGGUGGAGAGAGUGGCUGGCCUGAAACAGUUCUCCAGUAAGGAUGACUUCAAGCUGGAGGUGGACAACAUGCAAUACCUGGGGGAAGGCACCUACACGGCCAGUGCUCUUCAAACAGCCAACGAUAUGUUCAAAGAGGCAAGGCCAGGAGUAAAGAAGGUGGCCUUGGUGAUCACUGACGGACAGACAGAUUCCCGAGAUAAAAAGAAGCUGGCAGAGGUGGUGAAGGAUGCCAAGGACUCUGACGUGGAGAUAUUUGUGAUUGGGGUGGUGAAGAAAGAUGAUCCCAACUUUGAAAUUUUUCACCAGGAAAUGAAUCUCAUUGCAACCGACGCAGAACAUGUUUAUCAGUUCGAUGACUUCUUUACCCUGCAAGAUACUCUGAAGCAAAAAUUGUCUAAAAAAAUUUGUGAGGAUUUUGAUUCCUAUCUCAUUCAAGUAUUUGGAUCAUCAUCCCUUCAGUCUGGAUUUGGGUCGUCAGGCCAAGAGCUCGACACAUCCACCCCAAAGCCUACAGAAGAAGCUUCUGAGUCGUUUAAUGUCUCUAGAGGCCAGAAUGAAGAGAUUGAACCUUCAGUGUUGACUAAGGCUGGUAACUUGGCUGUCCCUACCCCACCUGAGACCACCACGUUCAGCAGCCCCGAGGGAACGGAAAUCAGAAAUCCCAAUUUGAUUUUACAGUCAGAAAAGUCUUUGUACAAAGACCCAAGAUGUGGGGAAGCCCUGAAACCCGGAAACUGUGGAGACUAUGUAGUUCGGUGGUAUUAUGACAAACAGGUCAACUCUUGUGCUCGCUUUUGGUUCAGCGGCUGCAACGGCUCCGGAAACAGAUUCCACAGUGAAAAGGAAUGCCAAGAAACCUGCAUUAAAUGAUGAACAAGGGCACUAACCUGCUUCAUGCAGCGGUUUAGAAAGAGCCCAACACAAACCGUGCACCACAUCAGUGCUUACACUAAGUAGUGAUAGUUCAUAAGUGUAUAGACUAUUCACAACCACCGCCUAUAAUGUAUAAAACAGGAUAUAAUGUUACUAACUGCUCACUCAGGGGAGAAGGCUAAGGCUCUCAUGAUGUUAGUGGCGUCUCAGCAGUCACCCAGCUGACGGGUGGAAGUACAAGGGAUCUGGACCCAGUGUAUGACUUUAGAACACAGGCUUUGUCUGCCUCACAGCCUUCAGCGUGGCCCGGAUUCCUGAUCAUUCUAUUCCACAUCUGAUGUCAGAUCAAACCCCACCCUGCCUGUACCCAGCUCUUACAGCUCCUUCAAGGCCCAGUCAGUGGAGAAGAAUUUGUGAUGGGAAAGACUUUGGUUGGGGUGUCGGAAGGGGUGAGAAGUUUACAUGUGAGUGCGGGGAUAGUGGCGGAGGACGGCGAGUGAGGACGGAGUGAAGAAAGAACCCCAAAGUGAUAGCAGAGAUCCUAUGGCAAACGGACACUUCCAUUCUGCCUUGGUAUCAAAGCCUUCUGUAUGCUUAAACUUUGUAAAAAUAAAUAAAUAAAUAAAUAAAUAAAUAAAUAAAUAAAUAAAGCAGGUUUUACAGGUUUCCUUUAAAAACAUGUGAUUGAGGCUCAAUUUUUAUGGUGAGGGAACGAGAAUUGGGCCGGCCAUUUUGUAUUGAUUUUUUUCCACCCAGUGUGAGAAGGCUGAACGUUCUAAGAUGGCAUCUUAACACAUCUACAAGGUGCUGUCUUCUCCCCAGCCUGCUAUUCUUAUUCAAGCCGGACACCAAAAUGCUCCAGACUAAGGAAAUGGACAAAUAGCCACGCUGGCAAAAGCGACUUAACAGAUGUUUCCAUGGUGUAAUUAAAAUUGUGUUAUGUAAUAUCUUUAUUAAAAAAAUACAUACAACAUGUCUGUCAGUUUUAAAACAGGAUGAGACCGGCAGUAACGACAUCACCUACUGAUUAGACCAAAGCACUGACUCUCUGGAUCCUGAUUUGCCUCUCCCUUGCUACCCUUCUAUCCCAGGCAUAUCCUAUUGCGUGCUUUGUGUCAUUAUUGGCUUUUCUAUGUAAUUUUACAUGUAAAACUAAUCUUAUCUCUAUGAAUGCUUAAGCAGUAUAUAGUUAGUCUUGUAUAGCUUAUAGCUUUGUAAGAAUGAUACUGUAUUCUAGACAUCUACAACUUGAUAUUUUAAUUUAACUUUAUAAUCAACCCAUGUUUUACCAUAAAUAAAUAUGUUCCCAAAUAAUUUAUUACUUAGA